UUGGUGGAAAAUUAUCCAACAAAAGAGGUUCUUUUCUUUCCAUGCAUGGAAUCUUAAUUUCUUUCCCUAAAGCAUUGCUUCAUUCCUAGGCCUUCCAAUGCAAUAAUAUAUACUCUCCCUAGCUUCCAAGUUUCAUUACUUUUGGGGUUACCUAUAAAAAUCCCUUAUAAACCCUCCAUUUUUACUUCAAAUUUUCUAUAUUCAAUUCCCAUACAAAACACAAGUUUCCCAAGGAAAAAGAAGAAGAUCAAGAUGGGCCAAAACACAUCAUCUUUUGGAAAUAAAAAGCGAAAGGAAAUAGAUUCCACAAUAGAGAGAUGUUACAAGACAUAUUUUGAAGGCAAGACAAAUUGGACUCCAGCUACAUUCUUUCGAGCCAUAUGCGACACCGUCGAAGAACUGAACAAAAAGCUUGGAAGCCCUCAAUUAAGUGCACCAAAAAUUACAACUCUCAAUGUUGCCUUUGAGAAAUACAAAGCAGCCGCUGAAGGAAAAGAACUAUCAAAAGAAGGGUUUCAAGAGGUGCUACAAGAAGUGCUAAUAGAGACAGGGUUUUCUGGUAUAGGAGCCAAAGACAUAUUUUUGUACCUGUUUGGUGUGCCAGUGGCUGCUUUGAUGAUCAAAAGGCAAGCUAACCUUAAAAUCCACGAUGAUAUAUUCAUCCCUGCCAUCACUUCUGCUACUGUUUUCCUCCUCGCAAAGCUCAAUAAAAUUUGACCAAUUUGUUUGUAUUUAUAUGAAUUUCAAAACUAUUUGUAUUACGUUUGAUAGUUGGUUUGAUUGGUUUUAAGGAUGUAAAAAAAACCCAAAAAUUUUAUUUUAAUUUUUAUUGGUUUGUGAUUUGGAUUGGUCAA
Messenger RNA from Gossypium arboreum, 854 nucleotides. RefSeq lists its product as uncharacterized. Lineage: Eukaryota; Viridiplantae; Streptophyta; Magnoliopsida; Malvales; Malvaceae. The transcript has 4 exons. The record is from RefSeq and is a predicted model, not a curated record. The coding region runs from base 253 to 717 and encodes 154 amino acids.